CUUUUACGUCACCCUCCCGUGACGAAAUCCGUAGCCAGGUCCUUCGUCGUUUUGCCGGGUGGUGGAGGGUUCCUGAAUUGUGAGUGCACAGAAGCAGUGAUAUAUUUUUGUUAAAAUGUACUAUAAGUUAAGUGGAAUCACGCAAAGAUUGACGGGAUCACCGCCGUCGACCGCCUACAUCCCCCAGGGCCUGAAGCCUGCCCCCCCGGGCCCCCCCAGCACCAUGAUCUUCGCCACCCCAACCAAGCUGGCGUCCGAGUCUGGAUCCAUGGCGGAGUACCUGGGCUCCAACAGAGUCUCAGAGCUGCAGAGGCUCUUCCAGACGGCGGACGGCAUGCCCGUGCACCUGAAGCGGGGCGUCCCAGACAAGCUGCUGUACCGCAGCACCAUGGCGCUGACCGUCGGGGGCGUCGUGUACUGCCUGGUGGCCCUGUACAUCGCCUCGCAGCCGCGCAAGUGAGCCCCCACCGGGCCCCACCGGGCCCCUUCUCCCACCGUAGGAUCGUCUGUUUAAGACUGAUGUGACAACGACCACAUUUAUACAAUCACUAUUGGCCCCUCCUGCCCCGACCCCCCCCCCCCCUCGCGAUGUGGCGAUGUGACCUGCCCUAAUUUGUUACCAUGUUCGACUGAGAGGGUCCCGCUGUUAGCGGCCCACAGUCUCCUCGGCCCUGCAAACGCCAGCGGAUGGACAGGACAAGACUCUCUUAUGACCAGCUCCCCUGCCGUCUUCUCACGAUCAAACUCAAACCAGUUGGGACAUGUUUGUCCAGCCAUUCCUGACUGAAGGGAUGCCCAAAUCAUUGCUCUCACCAGUGCUGGUGCUACCGCUUUGGCCUUUUUUUAUUUUUUAUUUCUUUUUUAUUUAUUUUUGAUGGGCCACGUCAGUCAACUCCACUAUUGUAAUCUUGCGCAAUGUCCAACAAUCUCAGUUUCCAGAGUCUUGUUGUUCAGGAUUGCCAUGGUGAUGUGCACAGGGGUGUCUGGGGGUUACUGUUCGAUCUUACAUCUGUGAUUGUGAGAGUGAGGAGCCGGCUGCAGCAACUCUUAAAGGACCAAUGACGUGGCAGCCUAGUGUGACGGUUGUCCUGGUUGGUUAAUGUUCAGGUUUGGGUUUCACGCCAGGGUUCCAUUUCAUCUGGUGUACAAAAGUACUGAUGUUGAAGAACGGAGGGGGGGGACACAAAAUGAGUCCCGCCCAGCAAGGCUGGUUAAAAUCAGAGCUAUGCGGAGGUAUGAAACGGUUUGAAAUGGAAAGUAGAUGCACAGCAAACCACUUUCUGCUGGAUACCUCGGAGGUGUGAGACUGAGUCACUGCAGCCCAGGCUCUUCAUGCGACACAAGAACACGCGUCACGCCUGCCACCGAGUGCACAGGAUGUGAUCAAUCAGGCUGCGAAGUAGACAAUGUUCCGUCAAUAAAAUUACCACAACGUA
Conger conger (European conger) is the source of this 1436-nucleotide messenger RNA. Its product is annotated as cytochrome c oxidase subunit 7A-related protein, mitochondrial-like. The transcript has 3 exons. Gene Ontology annotation, biological process: mitochondrial electron transport, cytochrome c to oxygen; regulation of oxidative phosphorylation; mitochondrial respirasome assembly. The record is from RefSeq and is a predicted model, not a curated record. Bases 116 to 460 code for a protein of 114 amino acids. Lineage: Eukaryota; Metazoa; Chordata; Actinopteri; Anguilliformes; Congridae.